Messenger RNA from Gigantopelta aegis, 3341 nucleotides. RefSeq names its product ryncolin-4-like. Bases 1149 to 2084 code for a protein of 311 amino acids. NCBI's taxonomy places the organism in Eukaryota, Metazoa, Mollusca, Gastropoda, Neomphalida, Peltospiridae. The record is from RefSeq and is a predicted model, not a curated record. The transcript has 5 exons.
UGGCGCUUGCUGUCAUAGAUAAACAGCACAUAUAGUUGGAAUGUGUGCCCAGGCCAGCAUGGCUGAGUUUUAACUAGAUGUAGACAACGAACAGAAACGGAAUUCUGUUGUUCACACGUUUGUCAGCAGAGUAUCCCACUGUCAGUGAAGAUAUCAUAGUAUACUGUAGCUCACGCGUUUUUCAACAGAAUAUAUUACUGUCAAUGAAGACAUUUUGAAAUAUUGCAGUUCACGCAUUUGCGAGCACAGUAUCGUACUGCCAGUGAAGACAUCAUAGAAUUCUGUAGUUCACGCAUUUGCCAGCACAGUAUCGCACUGUCAGUGAAGACAUCAUAGAAUUAUGUAGUUCGCGCGUUUGCCAGCACAGUAUCGCACUGUCAGUGAAAACAUCAUAGAAUUCUGUAGUUCACGCGUUUGCCAGCAGAGUAUCGCACUGCCAGUGAAGACAUCAUAGAAUUCUGUAGUUAACGCGUUUGCCAGCACAGUAUCGCACUGUCAGUGAAGACAUCAUAGAAUUCUGUAGUUCACGCGUUUGCCAGCAGAGUAUCGCACUGCCACUGAAGACAUCAUAGAAUUCUGUAGUUCACGCGUUUGCCAGCAGAGUAUCUUACUGUCAAUCAAGACAUAAUUUUCGUAAACAAAAAGAAUAUACUACGACACCUCAGCACAUUUUAAAUUACAGUGAUUGUCGCGUCUGGUCAGAGAUAAAAAAAACCAAGUACUUGCCAUUCGGAAGCAACGAGGAUUAUUUGGAUAUUCUUGUCUUCCCUAAAACGAAAGUCAUUAAGCAUCUAACAGCGACAUUUUCUAGGGACAAACCAGAUACAUAAUUAUAGGGUUAAGCAGCAAGGAUUAUUCUAAAUCUCAAUCUUAAUUAACUCUUCACAAGUUGCAGACAAACUGACAGUACCACAGAGGGUACUCCUAAAAACUAGAAGCAAGGCCUCCUUGAUGAUUCAUAUAUUAACUAAAUCUUCACAGAUGACUAGCAGCGACCACACUGGUUACUACUCUAAUUCAGCAGCAAGGAUUUUUCUAACUGUUGUCAUAACCAUAACGUAGCAACCAGCAGCAACUACAAGGUACGCCAACGAGUUAGCGGGUAGAACUGUUUCAAGAUUCGUAAGUAAAUACUGACAGAUUCUGUGAUGGAGACCCCGACGUUGUUCUGUUUUAUUCUAAUGUACUUGGGUUUUAUUUGCACGAUAACAGCAACCACGACGUGUUCUGUCUCGUCUGUUUAUGAAAGACUUUUCAUUAAUUCCAUGGCUUCCGAAACCCCUUCGCUUAAGAAAAAUGACGUUCUGCAAAUGGAAUGUGUGACGUUUUGUCACAGACGUUACGGUGUUGACUGCAAGACGGUUUUUUAUGACACACAGAACAAGUCGUGUUCCAUCUACAAUUCCUCGUUCACGUGUGUCACGCCACGGCACCAAUCUAGUUCUACUGGGUUUGUGCAAGUCAGGAAUCCACCAAGACCUAUGGACGAAUGUUACCUCUGGCCACCAACAGAAGGAGUCUAUCCUCUAAACGUAUCUAAACUACUGCCUGCAGUGAAUGGAUAUUUCGACAGCGAUGGCUGGUUGGUGAUGCAAAGACGUAUGAACGGAUCAGAAAAUUUCAACAGAACAUGGAUCGAGUAUGAAGAUGGAUUUGGAGACUUACAAAACGAAUUUUGGCUAGGAAACAAGUACGUGCACUUGCUGACGAACCAGAAACAAUACGAGGUCAAGUUUAGUGUGUUGGAUUCUAAUGGGACAAGAGGAACGAUCCACUUUGAACAUUUCUCGAUAUCAGAUGCAGCAGACAAAUAUAGACUCACACUUGUAGGUCGAACUACCAGCAACACUACUGACUUCAUGUCUUACCACAGAGGUCAACCGUUCAGCACCGAAGACCAGGAUAACGACAACUUCGUCACCAAGCACUGUGCCCAAUCUUUUGGAUGUGGUUGGUGGUUUGUGAGAUGUGCCUUUGGUCCACUAAAUGCUAAGUAUGGAGUCUACGGAAUUUACACGAAUUGGCCUUUCUUCACACGACGAUUAAAACAGACUGAGAUCAAAAUCAGACCAAGACGUUUGUGAUUUAUAUGAAUUGGCCUGUCUUCACACGAUUAAUCCGGACUGAGAUCAAAAUCAAACCAAGACGUUUGUGAUAUAGCGUUUUUUGAGAAGGAUCUUUGAAGAUGAUUUUCUGAGAGACCGCUGGGGACAGGAGUGGGGAGGGUGGUUGAUUAUUGAUCAUAUAAUACACCUUCUUGUCUUCAGAUAUUGUUUUUAACUAGCAGAUCAGGGGGAGUUGGGUGUUGGUGGUGGGAGAACUUGAUUAUUUAUUACUGAAGGCUAAUCUAGACGAUGUCGUAGAUAUAGAUGGCCUUAAGUUCAAUAUAGCAUAUUAAAUAUACCUUUUCCUUAUUUCAAAAAAUAUAUCAGGGAAAAACGUUUUCUAACAGUGUGGAAGGCUUAUGGCCUUUUAACUUGGGGAGGUGGCUCUUAGCUACAUCUGAAACUGAACCUCGGUUUCGAAUGUGUAAUUGGCUGAAUUUCAGAAACGACACAUUUCGAUUGGUCACCUUAUAAAUUAUUACAGGGUUUGUUUAAUAGGCUGUCAUUUAUGUUUUUUCAAAUGUAGCAUCAGAUGUAGUGGAAAACAAAAUUAAUAGCUGUAAAUGCAUAAAAUGCAUUUGUUACAAAUUAGGCUACACCUUCUAGUAUGACUAUUUGACAUACGUUUCUCCAAUUCAUAUGUUAAUGUAUGUAAGGGAUCUUUGUACGAUUCAUUUAAUUAUAUGAAAAAUUAAUCAUUGGACUUCUGAUCGCUCGGCAAGUACAUUAAUUUUAGAAUUUAUUCAUCAAGUGGAAGACAAUACUAAUGAAAAUAAGUUUAAUUCUUUGACAGCGGCUGCAAUAGUAAUUCAUGCAGAAGAUCAGUUUUCUAUUGUUCUUUCAAAAUAAUUAAUGGACUUUUAACGAAAAUCGUUAGGAACAGUUGGACUGCCAGGUAACUAAACGUAAUUCUGCUUCAUUGAUAUAAAUGAUUCCAAAAUGCGUUUUAACCAAUAGUUGAUUUCAAUGUGUAUUGUAUAAACUAUUUGUUCCUUCGAGAAAUAUACCAAUGAAAUAUAACAUACGACAAACUAAUAACAAUAAAUAAUUUCAACUAAAUUUGCACAAGUUUCCUUGUUCUAUAGUUAACGAAAACCAACUAAUCUAAUAACAGACUUCUUAUUAGGAAAUAGCGACUCCUGAACAAUAGUUAUAGGUGAGAAACUGCAAAUAAGGAAAACAGUUCAACAUUAUUAAGAACAAAUAGCGCGAUAUAUACAACACAUUUAGAUCUAU